Messenger RNA from Peromyscus maniculatus bairdii (prairie deer mouse), 1934 nucleotides. Lineage: Eukaryota; Metazoa; Chordata; Mammalia; Rodentia; Cricetidae. The record is from RefSeq and is a predicted model, not a curated record.
AAUAAGGCUUUUUUUUUUUUCUGAUUGUUUUACCAGUCUUAUUUUGUGACGGACUAUGAUCCAACCAUUGAAGACUCAUACACAAAGCAGUGUGUGAUUGACGACCGAGCAGCCCGCCUGGACAUUUUGGAUACAGCUGGACAAGAGGAGUUUGGAGCCAUGAGAGAGCAGUACAUGAGGACAGGCGAGGGCUUCCUGUUGGUCUUUUCAGUCACCGACAGAGGCAGUUUUGAAGAAAUCUAUAAGUUUCAAAGACAGAUUCUCAGAGUCAAGGACCGUGAUGAGUUUCCCAUGAUUUUAAUUGGCAAUAAAGCCGACCUGGAUCAUCAGAGACAGGUAACACAGGAAGAAGGGCAGCAGUUAGCGAGGCAGCUCAAGGUCACGUACAUGGAGGCGUCGGCUAAGAUCAGGAUGAACGUAGAUCAAGCUUUCCAUGAACUUGUCCGGGUUAUAAGGAAAUUUCAAGAGCAAGAAUGCCCUCCGUCACCAGAACCAACCCGGAAGGAGAAAGACAAGAAAGGCUGCCAUUGUAUCAUUUCCUAAGAGUUCCAUGAGUUUUAGCUGACAACUGCCAGGGAAGCCCUCAUCUCUGUUAACGUUUACAUCAUGCUGGUACCUUUGUAGCCUUAGACUGAUGAUCACCGUGUUAGCCUUACACCAAGAAGCUGGCUAACCCUUUCUGCGAAGCUAAUGUAACGGUCUUCCCCAGACCACUGUAAAGGAAACACUAAGGCUGCUUCAGAUAUGAUCUGAUUCCUUUAAAACACACGACUACACACACAGAUGCAUUCUUUAAGGGCUUACAUUUUAAUAGGGAUGAACCAAGUUUGGAAGCUAAGCUGUUUGCUAAGCUGAAGUCAUAGGUUGUGAAGUCAUUUUUAACUUCUGGAAUCAUGUUGCCUACUGUUACUCUAAAUAGAAACAUAGGGAGGGUUGUUUUUUUUUUUUUUAAUGUGAAUUUUUGCCUAUCUUUAAAACUUUUGAUGUCAACUUUCAUUAACCUUAAAUACACUGAAUGGAAUCUACAAAAGUGAGACAUCUCAGACCUUUUCUGAUGCUACGGCUUUUGUUUUCCAGUGGCCAGAAUACCAAAAUGCCUGUUGUAUUUAUGGAUUAAAAACUGCUGAUCAAGCCUUUGUUAUUAUGCCUCCUUCAAGAUGACAAUAUUCUCUGUGGCCAAAUGUUUGGCCUUGUUCUACACUUAGGUGUUUCAAUGAACUUGAUUUCUUUUCCCAGCCAUGGUAAGGGUAAGAGUGAUGGUUCCUGUCUGUCUUCCUUUUUAAGUAUUCCUGGUUAUGGGAUUUCAAAAACAAAAACAAAAACAAAAACCCAAACAAAGUAAAACCGUUUUUGUUUGAUGUAAUAUAAAAUAUGGAAUUGAUCUUUCCAGAGUCAGAGAUGAUUAAUGUUUUUUGCUAUAUACUUUUAUACGUUAUUUUCUUAUCAAACUAGUUAACAAGUAUUUUUAUAUGUUUGUAAGCGAAUAUGCUUUCACAGCGUACCUUGUGUAUAUGUAAAGAUGAGUAUUUAAUUCUCACUGUUCACUGUUAACCGACAAAGAAAAAGUGGAAACCCUUGGUCCUUGUCACAUCCACCGGUGGCCAAUAAUCAGAAAAACUUCUCGACAGAACACAACAGGACGAGACUGUGAAGUCGCGUUCAAUGUCCCUGCUAGGUUAUUGACUUGUUAUAUCAAGUAUUCCGUGUACAACCUCUACUUGACAAUUAGUGUAACUGUGGAUGGCUUCUGAUUUUGUUUUUAACUCUGUGGAUUGUGUUUAAGCAAUUCAAAGUGUGUUCCUGGUUUUGCGACUCUCAGUGGUAUUGCACAGUGGUCACUUUAUUGAAUGUGUACAACAGUCCCAUGAAGUUUAUAAAGUGGACCCUUGUAUAGCUUCAGGUGCUAGAAUUAAAGUUGAUCUGUUAUCACCAGA